UCAAAGUCAACAAAAUUUAAGGUUAGGCGUCGCAUCAUUUUGUUUCGCAUUGUUUUUGUUACAUAUUAUGUAGUGUUUAGAAUUAAAAAUGCACUCGCCGAGUAAAGAUAGUGAAGAACCAACAUCCUCAAGUCAAGCUGAAACGCAGGAUGGCGGGAGCAGCAGCAGCUCAUCGACGGCGGCGUCGCAAACUCGACCGCCCGCCAAGCGCCCGUUUACGAGCACUGUUAUAGAAAUCUCGGAUACUGAAAGUGACGAUUCAGAUGUAUGUGCUGUAAAUUCCUAUCAGGCAUCAGCCGAUGAGGUGAAAAGAAUACGUGGAACUGAAUACUCAUCAUCAUCAUCGUCAUCAGACUACAGCUCCGAUUCUGAGGAGUCGCUGGAGGAUGACUCCCUACUGAUAGAAGACAAAGUGCAGAUAAAAGUAAUCAAAAAGCAACUCAACCCAAGAGCAGACAGAAUGGAUGACCCAAAAUUAAAUCCUUCAUUAAAGAGUGAAGAACUAAAGACUAAAUUAAAGAAUCACUGGAUAGAGAAGAAAGACUAUUCCAGUGACAAUGUGACAUUGACAUGUGACCCAUUCCGCCUGUGCCUGCUGCACGAGCUGCUGGCCAACGAGGAGAUCAUUAAUAACAUUGUGGACGACAUGAACACUAUGGACUGGUCACGCAAGAAAAUGGACCUCUAUGAAUUCCACCAAACUACUGACCUCUCCAACUUGACUUGGCAGAGAAGUAUCAGGGGAAUUUAUGAACUACUUAAGACUGAAGUUAUGAGUUGGGUGUCGGAGGUGACGGGGCUGCAGCUGACAUCCGUGUCUGCCUCCUGCUCGCUGUAUGGGCCGGGCGAUCACCUACUGGUGCACGAUGACCUGUUGGCCGACCGCCGCGUCGCUUUCAUCCUCUACCUGGCGCCGCACGAACCCCCCGCGCCACCCCCCGCACCCCGUGACGCGUGCGGAGGGAGAUGUAUGUGUGCGCGGUGGCAGGUGGCGGAGGUCCUGUCGCUGGAGCUGCCACGGCUUUCCAUCAACGGCUGGUUCCACGGUCCCGCGCCCUCGCCCACGCGCGCCUCCCCCUCCCCCUCCCCCUCCCCCGCGCCGCCAGCCCCCGUCCCGGGAGCGCCCGUGCCGCCGCACUCGGAGCUGCUGCCGCUGAGCGAGUGGGUGCAGCCGGCGUACCUGAAGCCGCGGGUGCGCGCGCAGGUGCAGGCGCAGAUGGAGAGCGCCAGCGAGGUCAGCCUGCACGACCUGCUGCUGCCGGACAAGUACCGCGACCUGCUCGACGCGCUCGACCACCCAGAUGUGCAGUGGGAGGAGGCGGGGCCGGCGGAGCAGCGGCGCUACCGGCGCGUGUCGGCGAGCUGGGCGGCGGGCGAGGGCGGCGGCGCGGUGCGCGAGCUGCUGCGGCUGGCG
Papilio xuthus (Asian swallowtail) is the source of this 1414-nucleotide messenger RNA. It is a transcript of the gene sud1, whose product is annotated as Prolyl 3-hydroxylase sud1. Gene Ontology annotation, biological process: regulation of translational termination; peptidyl-proline hydroxylation. The annotation marks the transcript as partial. NCBI's taxonomy places the organism in Eukaryota, Metazoa, Arthropoda, Insecta, Lepidoptera, Papilionidae. Gene Ontology annotation, molecular function: L-ascorbic acid binding; peptidyl-proline dioxygenase activity; iron ion binding. The record is from RefSeq and is a predicted model, not a curated record. Gene Ontology annotation, cellular component: cytoplasm. The transcript is spliced from 6 exons.